ACAAAAUUUUUCUUAUUUACUUUAUUAUUUACGGUUUCCAGUGUAAGUUAGAAUCUCCAUGGAAAAAUCCUUAAAGUCUAUACCUAAAAAUACGAAAAUUUCUCAACAAUUUGUUGAGAAAUAAUUGGAAAAUAAGAAAAGCGUGGCUUUUAACGUGUCAAUUGGCUUUGGUUUUGAAACCACUUACAAAUAAGAAGUGAAAUGUGUGAAGAAAACCUCUGAAUUCACCACUUUCGAAGCCGAGCGCCGCGUCAGCCGGGCCGAUGACAGUUUGCUGUGCGAAAGAGUGGUGAAAAUCCAACAAAAGGAGUUCUUUUGUCGGCCGACUUUGCCUGCUGAAAAAGCCGUCGAGAGCCCAAGAAGCGCCCCCAGAGCCAUGGCCAGCGAGUACGGAGCGUGUUUCGUGGUGCUGCAGCCGUUCGCCGAGGGCGGCGGCGUCCUGUACGGCCGCAAUUCCUACGCGGCGAGGAACGAAGUGACGGAAGUCCUCUACUUCCCGGCCUCCGGCGACUCGGCGCCGCGACAGGUGAGCAAAUGUGCGUCGGCGAAUUCCCGGCGAUGCGUGACGCUGUCGCUCUUGCUUUCGCAGUGCGCGUCCGUCGAGGUGGAGGGCGCCGCGGCGCUGCCCGUGAUCCUGAGCGGCCCGGCCGGCGCGGCGGCGGCCGACAGCGGCGCCAACGAGCGCGGAGUGGCGCUGGGGCUGUGCUACGCGGCCAACGAGGCGCCCGGCGGCCUGGCGGGCGUCGAGCUGGUCAGACUCGGACUGGAGCGCGGCGCCACGGCGGCGCAGGCCGUGGAGGCGAUCGGGGCGCUGGUGGAGAAGCACGGCCAGGAGGGCAAGGAUGCGCCGCGAAGCGCCUUCGUGGCGUGCGACGCCGGCGAGGCGUGGCUGCUGAGCGUCGUGGGAAAUCUCUGGGCCGCCGAGCGGCUGACUGAGGGAUUCCACGCGUGUCCGCGCGGCCUAAACGUGCGCACGCGCAUCGACAAGAGCUGCGCGGAUCUGCGCGACAAGGCGCAGAGUCUGGGCGUGUGGGACGGCAGCGGAGAUUUCAGCUUCGCCGCCGCCUUCGGCUGCUCCGCCGCGGCCGCCGCCUUCCCCGUCAACGCGCCGGCCGCCGAGGCGUCGUUCACGCUCACGCACAUGUUUCAAGUGCUGCGCGCCGACGAGCUGCAGCAGGACGCCGUCGUGAGUAGUCACGUGUCGGCGCUGGCGGCGCGCGGCGCGCCGUGCCACUGGUUCACGGCGACGCCGAAUGCGCGCGAGUCGGUGUUCAAGCCGUUCGUGUUCACGCGCGCGGCGCGCAUCUCGCCGCUCACGGUGCUGGACGCCGGCCGGAGCGACCAGACGCUGCUGUUCAAGUACCACCGCGGCCGCAACUGGGCGGCCGUGGGCAAUCUGCUGGCGUCGCUGGAGGAGACGUGCGUGGCGGAGGUGAAGGACGUGCUGGCGAGCGCGCACGACGCGGAGAAUCACGAGCUGGAGGACUUGAUGAAGGACUGCGUGGAGGCGGAAGUGAAGUUCUAUCGCUAAGCGCCGCCGCCGCCGCCGCUGUUUAUGAUAUUUUUUAACUUUGUGAUUGUAUUUCUCAUUCCAAAUGACUCUAUUUUGUACCCUUUUUUAUUUAUGAUUAUCAUCAGACUUUUGACUGUUUUCUCCCGCGCUUUUGCAAAAAGAAAAAUAUUGGCGAAAUUGUCACGCGAAGACAUAUUAUAAAGUAUUAUUAUACAACACGACAUUUAGGGCAUUAAAUUGCAUCUCAGAGAUUACGGCAAGAAUUCCUCGAAGGCACAAACUUGUGAAGGCUUUAAUUGAAUGUCUUCUGUGCGCAUGAGAUCAAAAAGCGCCUUCGCAUUAUCAAAUAUUAUAUUCACAGAGAGAAAGAGGAAAAGCUUCUAAGCUGGAAGAUGCGACAAGUAUAUAUUAUCUUAUCAUGGCAAAGAGAUGCACUUUGCGUCACGGCAACACUUUGUAAUCAAUUGCAAUGAGAUUAAUAAUAACAUGGCAAUGAUGUGCAUUGAAAA
Phlebotomus argentipes is the source of this 2022-nucleotide messenger RNA. RefSeq names its product secernin-1. Gene Ontology annotation, molecular function: cysteine-type exopeptidase activity; dipeptidase activity. The coding region runs from base 377 to 1531 and encodes 384 amino acids. The transcript has 3 exons. Gene Ontology annotation, biological process: proteolysis. NCBI's taxonomy places the organism in Eukaryota, Metazoa, Arthropoda, Insecta, Diptera, Psychodidae. The record is from RefSeq and is a predicted model, not a curated record.